Molecule: messenger RNA, 2942 nt
Organism: Cinclus cinclus
Lineage: Eukaryota; Metazoa; Chordata; Aves; Passeriformes; Cinclidae
Gene: MOCOS
Product: molybdenum cofactor sulfurase
Exons: 15
Coding region: 1-2613 (870 amino acids)
Biological process (GO): Mo-molybdopterin cofactor biosynthetic process
Molecular function (GO): pyridoxal phosphate binding; molybdenum ion binding; molybdenum cofactor sulfurtransferase activity
Source: RefSeq, a predicted model, not a curated record
AUGGCCGGGGAGCCCCUCUCCUUCCGCGCCUUCCACGCCGCCCGCCCCGCCGGCUGCCAGUACGGCUACGGGCACGGGGACGGGCUCAGCGCCCUGCGGGACCGCGAGUUCCCCCGGCUCCGAGGGAUUACUUACCUUGACCAUGCUGGUUCAGCACUUUUCCCAGAGAGCCUACUUAAAGCUUUUACUGAUGAUCUCAGAAACAACGUUUAUGGCAACCCUCAUAGUCAGAAUAUCAGCAGCAAGCUGACAUAUGACACAAUUGAGCAUGUUCGAUACAGAAUAUUGCAACACUUUCACACUACUGCUGAGGAUUACACCAUCAUUUUCACAUCUGGAUGCACAGCUGCACUUAAACUGAUAGCAGAAUCAUUCCCUUGGAUACCUGAAGGCACAAAGCAACCCAGCAGUCGAUUUUGUUACCUAACUGACAGCCACACAUCUGUGGUUGGUAUGAGGGGCAUAACUGCUUCAAUGAAUGUCUUGUCUGUUCCAAUAAAACCAAAUGAAAUUUUGUUAGCAAAAAGCAGGUUACCAGCUGAAGAACAAAACUUCACAACACCUCAUCUAUUCUCUUACCCAGCUCAGAGCAAUUUUUCUGGUACCAAGUAUCCCCUUUCAUGGAUACAGGACAUAAAAUCUGGGAAACUCUGCCCCAUCAAAAUACCAGGGAAGUGGUUUGUUCUACUAGAUGCAGCUUCGUAUGUGAGCAGUUCUCCAUUAGACCUGGGAGUUCACCAAGCUGACUUUAUCCCCAUCUCAUUUUAUAAAAUCUUUGGAUUCCCAACUGGUUUAGGAGCAUUAUUGGUGAACAACAGGAUUGCUCCCCUCUUGAGGAAAACCUAUUUUGGAGGUGGAACUGCAGCUGCCUACCUCGCAGGAGAGGAUUUGUUUGUCCCAAGGAAAUCCAUAGCAGAAAGGUUUGAAGAUGGUACAGUCUCUUUUCUUGAUAUCAUUGCUCUGAAACAUGGAUUUGAUGUUCUGGAAAAACUCACAGGUGGAAUGGAGAAAAUAAAACAGCAUACCUUUGCAUUAGCUCACUACACCUAUACUGUACUGUCUAACUUAAAAUAUGCCAACGGGGCUCCUGUAGUACGUAUUUACACUGAUACAGAUUUCAGCAAUCCUGAUGUCCAAGGUCCAAUCAUUAAUUUUAAUGUGCUCGAUGAAAAUGGAGAAGUGCUCGGCUUUUCACAGGUGGACAGCAUGGCGAGUCUCCACAACAUACAUGUUCGGACAGGCUGCUUCUGUAACACGGGAGCCUGCCAGAUGCAUUUGGGCAUAAGCAAUGAGGACAUCCAAAAGAACCUGCAGGCUGGCCAUGUCUGUGGAGAUAACAUAGACCUAGUUGAUGGACGUCCCACUGGUUCUGUGAGAAUAUCCUUUGGCUACAUGUCUUCUUUUGAAGAUGCCCAGACUUUUUUGAAUUUCAUUAUAACCACCAGACUCUCCAAAUCGGAUGCUGAGAUUCCUUUCCAGUCUGUUACAAAGAUGACAACAGAGUCUGUUCCAGAUGACCACCUUGCUUUUAACAGUGCAGAUAAAUUGUCUGAAAUACUGCAAAUCUCCGACGGAGAGCUCAGGAAUCUUCCUUCUGAGGCAGAGACAACUGGCAGGUGGCAGCCACGGGAGCCUGAGGCAGAAAGCAUAAGGGCAGCUGUUUCUGAGACUGCAGUGCCAACAUGUAGAAAAGGUGGCAAGCCCAUCACCAUCACCAACAUUUACCUCUACCCAAUCAAAUCCUGCUCUGCAUUUGAGGUUACAGAAUGGCCAAUAGGAAACCAGGGCUUGCUCUAUGACCGAAACUGGAUGGUUGUAAACCAGAAUGGAGUCUGCAUGACUCAGAAGCAGGAGCCAAGGUUGUGUCUUGUGAAUCCCUCAAUUGAUCUGAAGCAAAAAAUUAUGGUCAUUCAGGCAGAAGGCAUGGACCCAAUAUCUGUGCCUCUAGAAGACAGUACUGGAAAAGAGGCUGUGAUCUGUGAAAGUAAAGUCUGCUCACACAGGGUAAAAACGUAUGACUGUGGGGAAAGAAUUGCUGGCUGGCUCUCUAGGUUUCUUGGUCGUCCAUGUCACUUGAUAAGACAAAGUUCAGACGUGAAAAGCAAGUCACAUCAGAAAAAUACAAAAGGUCUGUCAUCUACUACAAACAUCUCACUCUCUCUUGUGAAUGAAGCACAAUACCUCCUGAUAAAUGUAGCAAGCAUUCUGCAACUGAAAGAGCACAUUUCUGCAAGAUUGAAGGAGCCAUUGGAAAUAGAGGAAUUGAUCCGACGUUUCCGUGCCAACAUUGUCAUCAGUGCACCAGAGUCCUUUGAAGAGGAAGAGUGGGUUGAGAUUUCAAUAGGUGCUCUGCAAUUCCAGGUUGUGGGUCCAUGUAGCAGAUGUCAAAUAAUCUGCAUUGAUCAACAGUCUGGGGAACGAAACAAAGAAAUUCUGCAGUCCCUGUCUGCUGCCAGAGGUAGAAAGACCAACUUUGGCGUAUACCUGAUGAACCAGCCCUUGCACUCAUGCUUUCCAGAUACUUUAUCAGUUGGAUCUCAAGUACUGCCAGUGCUGAAGGAAAACACAGAAAUCCAGCCUCCAUCAUCCAAUGAAGAAAAAUGUUCAGGAUAGAUUCUCUGGUAGAGAUGAAAUUUUUAUGCAAGUACAGGGAAAAAUCAGUAGUCAAUUACUAAAAAAAAAAAAAAAAAUAGAAAAAGCUUCCACUCAUUUGCUUCUGGUAAUUUUCUGUUUGCUGUAAAUGUUAUCAGAUGGCAAACUGUUGAUAAUUACAGCUCUCCUACAUGUUUUUGCUUGUGAUUAGGUUGCAGCAGCCAUACCUCUAUUUUGCACAAUUGCUUCAGGAUGCAACAGGUUUGAUCAAGUUUUACUGGUGGAUGACUCCCAAAACAUGCCCAACUUUGUUGUUGGAAAGCCACAUAUCAAUGAAGGAAAGUAAACAC